Molecule: messenger RNA, 816 nt
Organism: Colletotrichum navitas
Lineage: Eukaryota; Fungi; Ascomycota; Sordariomycetes; Glomerellales; Glomerellaceae
Exons: 2
Coding region: 119-739 (206 amino acids)
Source: RefSeq, a predicted model, not a curated record
CCUCUAUCCCUCUCUCUCGGUUUCUGGAGGCCUGAAGGACUAGCCCAUUCAUGAUGACGCCAUCGCCGGGCGAGUAAACUCACUUAAAGCUCAUGCAUGGCAUCUGCCCCUGAUUCAAAUGCACGGCAUUGGGGGAAGGGGGAGGGGGAGGGGGGGGGAGGUAGAUAUCGGACGAGGUAGCAUCGCAGCCUCCUCUCAUAUCUCUCUCGCUUUUCAUCCCAUCGAUCUCAUCAUCGCUAAAUGUCAAGGGAUGGUGACCGGCCUCUCCCCCCGGUGUGGAGACCACCUCUCACCCCCCUCCAUCCCCUUUCCCCUCGCGGAAGCAGGUCGGAGGUUGCAUUCGGGUUUUGAUAUAUGUAAGGGUGAGGGAGAGAACAAGCAAGCAUUUUUUUCGCCUCGGGAUACAACCACCACGCCGUCCCCUCGGCGGCCCCGUUUGCUAUUUCGGAGUGCCGCUGUUGUUGUUGUUGUCGUUGUUGUUGUCGUCGUCGCCGCCGUCGUCGUCGUCCAACCUCUUGUGCGGCGGUGUCGAAGAGCGUGUGCUGCCCGUCCCCCCCCCCCGUCCUCGCCCCAGAGACAGGCUGUCAGCUGCGGUUUCGGAAUUGCAAGCUCGAGGAAGACGGAGCAAAACGAAAGGGAAAAAAGAAGCAUAAAAAAAUCCAGUAGCCAAGGUCGAUCGCUUAUCAGAGAGCAAGGCAGACGAAUGAGGAAACGAGGCCGUUGCGGAUAUGGCCUCUAGAAGCACGGCAAGGGGGGGAGCAAGAGAGCGGGAAGCAUGGAGAAAAGCGCUGCGCGGCCGGUCUAAGCCAGAAAGAG